Messenger RNA from Botrytis byssoidea, 417 nucleotides. RefSeq lists its product as uncharacterized. Lineage: Eukaryota; Fungi; Ascomycota; Leotiomycetes; Helotiales; Sclerotiniaceae. The record is from RefSeq and is a predicted model, not a curated record. The transcript has 3 exons. The coding region runs from base 1 to 417 and encodes 138 amino acids.
AUGCCAAGUCUAUUUUGCAAUGGCGCUGAACCCGAAUCUGGCUCGCCAUGCACUGAUCUUGAAGCUGGUCAUGCCAAUCUCAAUCUUGCCGGUCAAUCUCCAUGGCAGCUUGGUAUAAACAUUGCGAACCUUAUCAAGGACGGAAAGGUCACUUUCAAGCAUAUCCAAAGCGGUCUUAACGGUAUUCAAGAGAGAGAAACAAUGGAACAAGAAGCUUUAAUCCAAGCCUUUGACAGACUUUCAGCUUGCGAAGCUCAAAGAAUCAUCAUAGAGCUUCUUGAGAAGAACCUCGUCGGCAUCGUCAGAUUCUUGAUCUGUGAGAAUGAUCUCAUCAAGGAAUCCUUGAAGAAGAAAUUGUUGGUUGAAGAAAAGGAUGGCACUUUUGCAACUCGCAAGUUCGAGACAGACGCCAUCUAA